Boleophthalmus pectinirostris (great blue-spotted mudskipper) is the source of this 1969-nucleotide messenger RNA. It is a transcript of the gene aamp, whose product is annotated as angio-associated, migratory cell protein. Gene Ontology annotation, molecular function: protein binding. The transcript is spliced from 11 exons. Lineage: Eukaryota; Metazoa; Chordata; Actinopteri; Gobiiformes; Gobiidae. The record is from RefSeq and is a predicted model, not a curated record. Gene Ontology annotation, cellular component: cytosol. The coding region runs from base 240 to 1487 and encodes 415 amino acids.
UCACUGUGCGCCUUCCUCUCUCGUCGCAGCAACAUGUGAAACAAACAUGUUGAAAAAUAGUUCUUCUGGUAUUUAAUACUUUAAUUGUCUACUAUAUUUAAAUAAUAGGACACCGAAUAUACGCGGGUACUUAAAGAUCGUAGCAUACGGUUUAAUUGCUAAAAAGCGAGAUUAGCCUAGCACACAAGGACAUUGGGCUGUUUUAUGUACUUUUAGUUGCAUAUCUUUAAUACUUUAACAUGGACAACGCACAAGAAAACGAGAUCGCGCUACACGGAGAUGAAGAAAUAGUUGAAGUCAUUGAUCUAGACGAGACAGAGCCUGGUCCUGAGGAUUUGGCUGACGUGCUGGACGAUGUGGACUUUGAGGAAGACCAGGGUAACGCGGACGAUGAAGGGUGGGAGACGGAGGAUGAGAUGGAAGCGGAUCAAGAUGACAGCGAGCUUACAUUUUCCAGUCAUAAAGGUUCUGUAUUCUGUGUGAGCUUGGAUCCUGUCACCAACACUAUGGCAGUCACUGGGGGAGAAGAUGAUAAGGCGUAUGUCUGGAGAGUGACUGAUGGAGAGGUCCUUUUUGAAUGUACAGGUCAUAAAGACUCUGUGACCUGCGCCUUGUUCAGCCAUGAUUCGGCCCUGGUUGCUACUGGAGACAUGAGCGGAAUGAUCAAAGUCUGGAAAGUGGAAACCAAAGAGGAAAUCUGGUCAUUUGAAGUUGGGGAUCUGGAGUGGUUGGAGUGGCACCCGUGCGCUCCGGUGCUGCUGGCGGGCACAGACGAUGGGAACGUGUGGAUGUGGAAGGUCCCGGCAGGAGACUGUAAAACCUUCCAGAGCGCGGCGUGCCAGGCCACCAGCGGUAAAGUGCUUCCUGAUGGUAAACGGGCUGUGGUAGGAUAUGAAGAUGGGAGUAUUCGCAUCUGGGACUUAAAGCAGGGGAACGCAAUCCAUGUCAUAAAAGGUCAGGAUGGACACCAGGGAGCGCUCACCUGUUUGGCUUGCAAUAAAGAUGGCUCUCUGGUGCUGACAGGCUCAGUGGAUGGGGGCGCUAAACUCAUCAACACUACAACAGGCAAGGUGCUGGGAGCUUUCACUGUGGACGGAGUGGCCAAAGGUUCAAAAGAUGGAGAGGAGGAAACCAACUCAGUGGAGUCUGUGGGGUUUUGCAACAUACUGCCUCUUAUUGCUGUGGCCUACCUCGAUGGAACCCUGGCUAUAUACGACCUCUCCUCACAGGUCCUCAGGCACCGCUGUCAAGAUGAGGCUGGUAUAGUUCACUUGCAGUGGGAGGAGUCCUCUUCAGUAGUGUCCACGUGCAGUCUGGAUGGAGCUCUGCGUUUGUGGGAUGGACGCACAGGAAACAUGGUGUCAGAGUACCGCGGGCACACAGCCGAGAUUCUGGACUUCACCAUCAACAGAGAGGGAACGAUGGCUGUGACCGCUUCAGGGGAUAACCAGGCCAAAGUCUUCUGCCUCCAGAGACCGGAUCGAUAAACUGCAAAAGAAAAGACAAGCAUAUGUUAUUAUAAGGAACUCUAAUAAUAAUAAUAAUAAUGACACAGAGAAGAAAUCUCUUCCUUCUGAUUUUAAAUGUGACCUGCUUUAGUCUGAUUGUAGCAUCCUAAUUGCUGUUUUAUCAGUUUGAUAAAGAACAGGAGCGGUCUGUCUGGAUAAUUAUAAAUGACUUGAGAUUCAAAGACUAAACAAGAGUAUUCACCAAACGUGAUGCAUUCAAGCAUCAUUUGUUUCUCGUGAAAGAUAAAACCUGAUGCUUCCUAAUAUAUCUGUUUGGAUUUCAUUAUUUGUUUAUGGUUUGGAUUGAUCCUGGAGUUCAUAGUUUGUUUGUGGUCUGGACUGAUCCUGGCAAAUUCCUCAUGUAAAUACAGAAAGAAUAUAGUUUAAGAAUAAUUUUGCACCACAACUAUUAUUAUGUUAUCUCUUUAUUCCCAUUUGAAAAUAAAACCCAAAUGAUGGUC